Messenger RNA from Letharia columbiana, 2040 nucleotides. RefSeq lists its product as uncharacterized. Gene Ontology annotation, biological process: protein phosphorylation; mitotic DNA damage checkpoint signaling. Lineage: Eukaryota; Fungi; Ascomycota; Lecanoromycetes; Lecanorales; Parmeliaceae. The record is from RefSeq and is a predicted model, not a curated record. The transcript is spliced from 5 exons. Gene Ontology annotation, cellular component: nucleus. The coding region runs from base 1 to 2040 and encodes 679 amino acids. Gene Ontology annotation, molecular function: ATP binding; protein serine/threonine kinase activity; protein binding.
AUGGUUCUCAAAGCCUCUGAGAAAAGCUCCUUAAAGCGUGGGAGGAAUUCUACUGGCGAAGAGUACGAUACCAAGAAGCCGCGUCGCUCCGAGCGUAUAUCAUCGCAGACGCAGACGACUCCUCUCAAAGACAAAGUAAAAUCCUACCUCCCGUCGCCCCUGACGCAUCAAGAGAGUACAAGAUCAGAGGACUACAAGGACGUCACAGCAUCGCCACCAGAAGGCCGCCCCAGUCAGAUCCGGCAUCGAACCCCUCCGGCCUCAUCUCCCGCUCAAAACACGCAAGGAUUAUCCUCUCCUCCGUCAGAUACGCAAGCUUUCUCGCAAUUUCUUAUCCCUCCCCGAGGGCGCUCGUUUGAAGUGGAGGAUGAAGAAGCCGAAGGCGUCUGGGGUUAUUUGGUACCCGUGGACCCUAUCUUUGGUGAUACCUUGAUUUGCAGGGCAAGGGCAGCAUGUCCAGCACCAUACCCGAAUGCGCAUUUCGGCAAAGGUACCAAGGAUCGCGGCAAGACUCGAACGGAAACCCUCAACUACGUUGAUGAAGAGAAGCAAUACGAAGCUGAGAAACGCUUGAAAGGAUUUCCCGGGGGUGGUUAUCUCAUUGGGAGACAUCCAGAAUGCGAUCGCAAGCUGGAGCUUCCUACAAUCUCAAAUCGCCAUUGCAUUGUCUUCAAUGAAAGCAAAAACGGCAAAGGUGUGGCCUUCAUAGAAGACCUUUCGAGCAACGGAACCUUUGUGAAUGAGGCCAUCGUUGGAAGGAACAAGCGCCGAGAGCUAGAGAAUGCGGACGAGAUCUCUAUCCUGGAUCAAGCAAGAUGCAUGUUCUACUACCCGCGAAACAGAGAUGCUAGUGCCUUUCGUCAGCAAUAUAAAAUCUUGCAGCAGUUAGGCAAAGGCCACUUCGCUACCGUAUACCUAUGCAUUGAGCGGAUCACAGGCAUGCAGUAUGCAGUGAAAAGGUUUGAAAAGAGAUACGGGGACAGCGGGAGAUCGCAGACGGAUGGGUUGCAGCAAGAAAUAGGUGUAUUGAAGUCUGUCAGCCAUCCAAAUAUGCUAUGUUUAAAGGACACUUUCGACGAAGACGACGGCGUUUAUCUGGUGCUUGAGCUUGCACCCGAAGGAGAAUUGUUCAACUGUAUUGUCAUGAAGCAAAAGUUGACGGAAGAAGAAAGUCGAAGAGUAUUUAUACAGUUGUUUCAAGGUGUCAAAUACCUCCAUGAACGCAACAUUGUACACCGAGAUAUCAAGCCAGAGAAUAUCUUGCUGGCAGACAAGGAGCUGUCAGUGAAGCUUGCCGACUUCGGUCUAGCUAAGAUCAUCGGCGAAGAGUCGUUCACUACAACGCUAUGCGGCACGCCCAGCUACGUUGCACCUGAAAUACUGGAGAACUCAAGGCAUCGCAAAUACACUAGAGCAGUCGACGUAUGGUCGUUAGGGGUGGUUCUCUACAUCUGUCUAUGUGGCUUCCCACCAUUUUCAGACGAGCUCUGGUCGGAAGAGCACCCCUUUACUCUAUCACAGCAGAUCAAAAUGGGCCGUUUCGACUAUCCUUCACCGUACUGGGACUCUGUUGAGGAUCCAGCGCUCGACCUCAUCGAUCGUAUGCUUACAGUCGACGUAGACCAACGCAUCACAAUAGACGAAUGCCUCGAACAUCCAUGGACGACGCAGAAAACGAUCAAUCCUGCUGACAGCACCGACGGUCUAACAGGUGCUAUGGACCAGCUUGACUUUUCGAAACGCAAGUACGCGCGGGAGCGGACUUUACUCAGCGAUCUCAACGAUGUCAAGGUCAGCAAGGUAGUCGAGUGGGAGGAUAACAAAGCCCCAGUCAAGGUCUUUGAAAAAAAUAUCGAGGGGAAAAGGGUCCACAAUCCUGCCACCGUGAUUGCGAAUGGCCAUACAGGGCGGAAACAUGAGGAGCUUCCGGCGGCGCAUCAGCCAGCGGAAGUUUUCAUGGAGAUGGGUGGAAAGGGGGAUCAGCAGCUUUUCGAGAACGACAAAGGCAGCCGUUAUGAGCCUGACGAGGUGCCCAGAUAA